Messenger RNA from Amorphotheca resinae ATCC 22711, 845 nucleotides. RefSeq lists its product as hypothetical. The coding region runs from base 46 to 780 and encodes 244 amino acids. The record is from RefSeq and is a predicted model, not a curated record. Gene Ontology annotation, cellular component: PAM complex, Tim23 associated import motor. The transcript has 2 exons. NCBI's taxonomy places the organism in Eukaryota, Fungi, Ascomycota, Leotiomycetes, Helotiales, Amorphothecaceae. Gene Ontology annotation, biological process: protein import into mitochondrial matrix.
CCACCAAGACUUCUUCAGAACCACCAUCACCAAUACCAACCCACCAUGCUGUGCAAAGCGCCCAACCUGCGCACUGCAGUCCUGGGCUGCAGGAUACAACCCACAAUCCUCACACCCUGCGCAUACCACACCACCGCGCCCAGCAGCUUUCGACCUACCCCCGACCCCUCGCGCACAAUCACACGCCGACGAGUCCCUCUCCCCAAACACAAUGUAGUAUUCCCAGCUACCUCAUCCAGCAUCCGCUGUGCCUCCUCCGUAUCCUCAGCCCAGGGGUCUUCGCCAUCCAGCGCCCAGAGCACAAGUAGCAACAAGAAACCGACCGAGAUCCUCGACUGGAACACUUUCUUCCGCCUCCGACGCCGACGGCGCUUCUACCAGUUGGGAUCCUCAAUCACGACUUCGGCGAUGGGGUUCGUGUCCGGGGCGGCGCUGGUCAGCUCCGCGAACAUGGACGCGCUGGUCUCGCAAUUGCCGCUGGAUCCCUUCAUCUCUCUGGGACUGGUGACAUUUACAUGUGCUGGGGCGGGAUGGCUGGUGGGACCCAUUCUCGGGACGGGGGUUUUCAACUUGCAGAAUAGGAGGUUUAGAACACAGAUGGAUGAGAAGGAGAAGGAGUUUUAUAGAAGAGUGAAGAAGUUUAGGGUCGACCCCAGUGCGAGCAGUAUGGCGAAUCCGGUGCCUGAUUAUUACGGAGAGAAGAUCGCCAGUGUGGCUGGUUACCGGCAAUGGUUGAAGGACCAGAGGGCUUUCAACAAGAAGCGACAGACUUACCUCUGAUCCCUUCCCUACUCGAUGGUGGGAUAGUUGUGGAAUUUAGCAUUGGAUGGUUGAAUAUUCGGGGC